Messenger RNA from Zasmidium cellare ATCC 36951, 639 nucleotides. RefSeq lists its product as uncharacterized. NCBI's taxonomy places the organism in Eukaryota, Fungi, Ascomycota, Dothideomycetes, Mycosphaerellales, Mycosphaerellaceae. The transcript has a single exon. The coding region runs from base 1 to 639 and encodes 212 amino acids. The record is from RefSeq and is a predicted model, not a curated record.
AUGUCAAACUCAAGGACAUCUAUUCGCCACGGGCUUACUGCGUCAGGGUUGUCGCUGUCCAAUACUUGCCGUAUCGUUCAUCAAGCAGCGAUUCCCGACCAAAUUCCAUUCCCGAAAGAUAUUCCCGAUCUGAGCAUGAGGCAGCUACUACCAUCUGGAGACAAAGCGCUGCGCGGCCAACUAGGGGUCAUCGAGUUCACUGAGCAUUACCGACUCCCUCGGCACAUACACAUCGCAAAGGAUCGCGAGGGCAGAGAAAGGCUUAUUUCUGAACGCAUCUUCGUCAGUGCCGGCGUCGCUCUGGUCGAGCUCAGUGGUGAGAUAUACAUCAUUGCGCCAAAUACGCUUGUGGAUAUUGCUGCAGGCGUGCCUCACGCCUGGACAGGGUGCCCACCUGGUGUUGUCUUACCGGACGGCACGCUGUCGACUGGGUCGUUCCUGAUGCUAUAUCAGUACGAACAUGAGACAGCCUUUUAUCCGACUGAUCGGACCACGACCUUUCAAAAUGUGGAAGAAUACAAUGCGAGCAAAUACUCGGGCGAUCUGAAUAGCAUAAGGUUUCCUGCCCUUACCAAGGAGGCGGUUGUCGAGCAAGGGAGACUCAUCUGGGCUACAAACCUGGCAAGAGCCGCUUUUUAA